Linum trigynum is the source of this 4848-nucleotide messenger RNA. The record is from the annotation of a GenBank genome assembly. Lineage: Eukaryota; Viridiplantae; Streptophyta; Magnoliopsida; Malpighiales; Linaceae.
CGACAGACAUGUGCGUGCAGCCGGAAAAGCAAAGUUUUUUGUGUCUUCGUUUUGUUAUUGGUGGCUGAUAUUCAAUUAUUCAUAACCCAAUUGUGUUAUCUCGUUCGUUUCGUUUGUUCGUUCUACAGUUGAAUCUGCUGCUUUAGCUGCUGCAGCAGCAGCUUGUUGAAUGGACUGUAGUAAAAGAGAAUGAACAAGUUGUCUGUCGUGAUGCAAGCAAAUAGCAAUCCAGGACUGUCCUGUUCGUCUUCGUUGUGGCGUCCCAUCUUUGUGGAAAAUUUUGUAUAUAAUUCCACAAAGAUCCGAGGGGAGGUGGGACAGGACAAAAUAACAGCUGAAGAUCAUCUGUAAGUAUGUAUGUAGUAGCAGCACCUCAAUCUCAGUAUGGAGGGGAUCCUUUUGUUAAUUCAUUCUCUAAACCUGAACGACUGGGGGAUCCUUUUGUUAAUUAGGGUCGAACUGGGAACGUAGAAUGAAGAAUGCUUGGCAAUUGUUUAUUAUCUCUCCAGCUCCAUGGAAUAUUGGAAUUCAACCAUCACACAGUAUGUACGGCCCCUUCUAUCUAGGAGAUUUGGCAAAAAUAUUCGUAACCGUGAAUAUCCGCCCGAAUCCGACCUAACCGGGUAGGGUAAAACUCGAACCCGAAUGACUUUUAGUGGGUAUGGGUAAAACUCGAAACCGAAUAUUGCGGGUAAUGGGUGGGCAUGAUUUUGGCAAUAUCCAACCCGAACCCGCCCGAUUAUACACAUGCACGUGUAUUUUAUCUAGAAAAUCAUUACUUUUCUCUAACAUAUUUUUUAUUUAGAAUAUAAACAUAAUAUUUUUUAUGUAAUUGUGUUGUUUUAAUUAAUUUUCUACAUUCUAGUGAAUAAUUGUCGUGCUUUUCCUCUUAUAUAAUGUGAGAAUACGUGUGAAUGUUAACAUAUUUGUUGGAGUUAUAAAGAGAUUUUUUUACCCAUGGAUAUCCGUGGAUACCCGAAACCCGAACGGCCAUGGGGAUGAUUUUAAUUUUCUACCCAUUUUUAUAGUGGGUAUGGGCAUGGGUAAAACCCGAAAUAUUUUGGGUAAGGUAAUGAAUAUGCACUAUCCGCGCCCAACCCAACCCGUUGCCAUCCCUAGAUUGUACUUACCGGAUGAUAAGUCAGUGAUUGUAUAUCAUAAAACCGUAGUGAAAAUCAUAAAAUUGUAUACAAAAUUGUACCGGAUGAUAAGUUAGUGAUAAAUAUUCUGUGGAAAAAAUCAUGGUUCAAUAAUAAUCUCACAUUUGUAAAAUUAAAUACUGGUAUGAACUCUGAUAAAAAAUAAAAAAAAUCGGUUCGACCAUCUAAACGUUAGGGUUUAGCAAACACUGCUAUUUGUAAUUUGAGAAUAGUGAAAACGAGUACAAGGAAUCCGUUUUACAAGAUUCAAAAACGGUCUUCAUUUUUCUGAGUUGCCUUCUAUACACUAUACUACUAGUUGUAAAGUAUAAAGGUCAUGCGAGCCAUCUUGUGUACCAUAAACAUCCCGCUUAGUAUGGUGGCUUGUUUUUGUUGUAUGCUAUGUUUUUAAAAAAUUAUGGAAACCAAGAGAAGAAAAAAAACAUGUUCAAUUAGGUCACUGAAUUUGGUUUUUGGUUUUUACAAAUACAAACGUAAAAAUGGGUCUUGGUAGCUUAUUCAUCUAUAUAUAUAGAAUGUGGAACACUCUAGGUAACAAAUAAUGGAUUGAUUCCAAGAAGUACUUGAUUUUAGAAACAACAUUGGAUGAAAAUGGAAGUCGGUGCACGUACUACAACGUUAAUAGAAUGCAAUAUAUUGUAUCGUGUCGUUACCUGUAAAGUAUGAGUAUACGUAGAAUUCAUAAUUGCACAUGGAUGCUUAAAUUAUUAGAAUCAUUGAAGCUAAAAAAACUUGGGUAGAAAAAACAUUUAAUAAUGCGUCAUAAAAAGUGAAUUCGAUGUAAAAUUUUUCCACUUAUCUUGAUGCAAAUGUAUUAUUAUUAUUAUUAUUAUUAUUGAAUUUUAAAAAAAUAUUAUACUUACUAUCCAAAAUGUUUGCGAGCAAAGGCCAUUGGCCCGCAUUUCCGCCCAUGUACUCACUCACUGUCAAGGUAUAAUAACAUCGAAUAUCAAGAUUCAAGAAAUACUGCUAUAGUAUGCAAAAAAAAAAAAAACAUAAAAAGAAAGAUUCAGUUGAAUCUAAUUUCUAAAAUAGUAUCAAAUCUACGAACGUAUUCUUCGAUUUAAUCAACCAACCAGUAUUUCAAAUUACUUUUAUCAAAUCUGGUGCUCUUUUUGCUGUGGUUGAAGAUCUGAAUUCUAAGCUGGGGCAACUCAAAAAGAGUGAGGAAAGUUUUUAUUGGCAGAAGGCUCGAGUUAACCAUCUGAAGCUGGGGGAUCAGAGCACAAGGUUUUUUCACCAAUCAGUGAAAAUAAAGACUGCUAAAAAGGCUAUACGAAAGUUAAUUCUUGAUGGGGGUGAAGAGAUAGUGGAAAUGGAGGAUAUUGCUACUGAGGCAGUAAGAUUUUAUAAGGUUCUGUUUGGAUUUAUUGACCCUGAGGUACAUCCUGAUAAACCGUCCCUUGAGUCUCUGGUGUUGCAGAGAUUGAGUGAAGAACAGAAGGUCUUCCUAUGCCAGGAGUUCACUACAGAUGAUGUGAGACAAGUUGUUAUGGGUAUGAGCUCUCACAGGGCCCCAGGCCCCGAUGGUUACUCAGCAGGUUUUUACAAGAGGACAUGGGGGAUUGUGGGAGAAGACAUUACCUCAGGGAUCCUGCAAUUCUUCUCUAUAGGUAAGCUCCCUAGUAGUAUUAAUUCUACUGCUGUGUCACUAAUACCUAAAGUUGCCUCUGCCUGUAGACUGAAAGAAUUUAGGCCAAUCUCCUGUGUGAAUAUAAUCUACAAAAUUAUUGCCAAAUUGCUUGCAAAUAGAUUGAAAAAGGUCCUGGCUACUGUUGUUAGUGGGAAUCAGUCGGCUUUUAUAGAGGGAAGAAGGAUCGUUGAUAAUAUUUUAAUGGCCCAGGAGUUAGUAAGUGGAUAUCACAAGAUUACCUUAUCUUCUAGAUGUGCUAUCAAGGUAGAUCUAAUGAAAGCAUUUGACUCAGUUCAUUGGGGAUACCUGUUCCUAAUGAUGGAUGUAAUGGGCUUCCCUUCAAGGUUCAUCUAUUGGAUCAGGUUGUGCAUUAAAACAGCAAAGUUUAGUAUAUGUAUAAACGGUGGGCUGUGUGGUUUCUUUGGAGCACAGAGGGGGGUGAGACAGGGUGAUCCCCUCUCACCUUACCUGUUUACAAUCGCUAUGGAAGGACUUUCUCUCCUUUUGAAUCGAGCUGCUGCAGAAGGUACUCUACCUUUUCACCCACAAUGCAAGAGAGUUGGCUUGACACACCUGUGUUUUGCCGACGAUCUACUCAUCUUCACAGAGGGAUCAGGACAUGCUAUACAUAGGGUUCAGGAGAUUUUAAAAGAGUUUCAUUCCAUUUCAGGGCUGAAGUGCAAUCCAAGUAAAUGUGAAGUUUACUUUGGUGGGAAGUCAGUACUGUUCAAGCAGGCAACACUGCAGAUUUCAGGGUUUGCAGAAGGAGAGUUACCUGUCAGAUACUUAGGGGUUCCUCUUCUCUCUGGAAAGCUGCCUUCUAGCGAGACAGACAAACUAGUGGCCAUCAUCACGAAGAAAAUCCAGUCUUGGCGGGCUAAAAAACUCAGUUAUGCUGGGAGGCUGCAACUGAUUUCCUCAGUUCUGAUGGGUACAUUGCAAUACUGGAUGCAAAUAUUCAUCUUACCUAAGAAAGUUAUCAAGCAAGUCCAAAUGUUGUGUUCUAGGUUUCUCUGGCAUGGGGGAGAAGAAGGUCGUGCAAAGGUAGGUUGGGAUAAGAUGGCAAGGCCUCGAGGGGAAGGAGGAUUGGGACUGCGUGAUUUAUGUGCCUGGAAUAGGGCUUGUACAGUCAGGUUUCUCUGGCUGUUUCUAAUGAAGAGUGGUGCUAUCUGGGUUGCAUGGUUUCAACACUAUAAGGUCAAGAAUCGCAGUAUCUGGACAGUUUCUGACUGCCCAAGCAGCUCCUGGGCCUGGAGGAGGAUACUAAAACUAAGAGGUAUGAUUCAACCAUUACUGAUGCUGCAUAAUUCACAAAUCAUGUGGGACAACAAACCUAUGCCUGUGUUCAAGGUGAGUGUAGUCUGGAACACACUAAGAGUCAAGCAUGCGGAGGUAGUAUGGGGUAAGCUUGUCUGGGGAAAGAAUUACGUCCCCCGAAACAGUUUCCUAACCUGGAUGGUCAUGUUGGAUGGGAUGGUGACUAAGCAGAAGCUGUUGACAUGGGGGAAACAAACCGAUGGAUUAUGUGUAUUAUGUGGAAAUGCAAUUGAAACUCGUGAGCAUUUGUUUUUUGCGUGUGGUUUCUCAAAUCAGGUGGUCAGGGAGUUGCAGAUGGGUGUGCUCUGUUGUAGAUCUUGGGAGGAUACUGUGACAGUAGGUAUAGCCUGCUGCAAAAGGCCGAGGAUGGGCAGGAUGACGAGCUUAAUAUGGUGUCUCUGUUGUGCAGGAAUCUGGAAGGAACGUUGUCGUCGGUUGUAUGGCAAUGUCAGGAAACCAAUGGAGGAUUUUGUCAGGGAACUUAAGAGUGACUUGAGAGUCAUUUGUGCUGAUAACGAUGAGCUUCUUAAAGGUUUGCAGCUACUGGGUUUGCAGGGGAGUAUUGUCUAAAGUGGCUGGAUUUCGAAGGUUGCAUUCUGUGGAGGUGUAGUAGGAAGAUGUUUUUGCUUGUGAUUGGCUUAGGGCUGCUCUUAGUGAGCUUUCCUUUCGUUGUAUUUGUUAACCAUUUGUUCUUGUAAAUGGUUUGCCUUUUGGGUUUAAUAAAAAGGGGAACAGAUU